Eutrema salsugineum is the source of this 2554-nucleotide messenger RNA. Its product is annotated as probable LRR receptor-like serine/threonine-protein kinase At4g37250. NCBI's taxonomy places the organism in Eukaryota, Viridiplantae, Streptophyta, Magnoliopsida, Brassicales, Brassicaceae. The record is from RefSeq and is a predicted model, not a curated record. The coding region runs from base 83 to 2329 and encodes 748 amino acids. Gene Ontology annotation, molecular function: ATP binding; receptor serine/threonine kinase binding; protein kinase activity. Gene Ontology annotation, biological process: protein phosphorylation. The transcript is spliced from 2 exons.
CACUUUCAUAUCGCUCACAAUCACAUGGCCUUUUCAAAAAAAUCUCUCUUUUAGUGACGAUGCAUAAGCCUGAAGAACAAUCAUGACGACAGUCGCCGCCGAUAUCCGCCGUUAUUUCUUCUUUUUUGCCGUUUUGCCUUUCUUUCUGAUCUGUGACCAAUCUCUUGCCUUGAACACAGACGGUGUUCUUCUCCUCUCCUUCCGUUACUCAGUCGUCGACGAUCCUCUUUCCGUUUUGCGAAGCUGGAGAUUCGAAGACGAGACUCCAUGUUCUUGGCGUGGCGUCACGUGCGACGAGUCUUCCCGGCACGUGACUGUUCUGUCACUUCCAAGCUCGAACCUUUCCGGUACUCUUCCUUCGAAUUUGGGUUCUCUGCUUUCGCUUCAAAGACUCGACCUUUCCAACAACUCGAUCAAUGGCUCUUUCCCGGUUUCGUUAUUCAACGCGACGGAGCUUCGGUAUCUUGAUCUGUCGAGUAAUCACAUCUCCGGCGAAUUACCCGCAAAUUUUGGCGCGUUUUCUAAACUCAGAGUGUUGAACCUCUCCGACAACGUUUUCGUCGGUGAAUUACCGAAGACUUUGGGUUGGAACCCGAACUUAACUGAGAUUUCACUGAAGAAGAACUAUUUCUCCGGCGAGAUUCCGGGAGGUUUUAAGUCGACGGAGUAUCUUGAUCUGUCGUCGAAUCUAAUCAAAGGUUCGUUGCCUUUACAUUUCGGAGGUGAUCGUUUAAGAUAUUUCAACGCCUCGUACAACAGAAUCUCCGGCGAGAUUCCGUCUGGUUUCGCCGACGAAAUCCCUGAAAAUGCCACCGUUGAUCUCUCCUUCAACCAGCUCACGGGUCAAAUCCCGGGUUUCCGGGUUCUCGACAACCAAGAAUCCAACUCUUUCUCGGGUAACCCGGGUCUAUGCGGAUCCGAUCCGGCAAAACACCCUUGCCGUGACCGUGAAGUAACCUCUCCGCCUCCAUCGCCAACACCAAAUUCUCCUCCUGCUUUAGCCGCUAUACCGAAUACCAUCGGCCUAACCAAUCACCCAAUCGGCUCCAAAUCCGGUUUGAAAUCCAAAUCGGCUCUUAAACCGGUGAUUAUCGUAGGCAUUGUUGUCGGUGACAUCGCCGGUUUAGCAAUCCUCGGGAUUGUGGUUUUCUACAUUUACCAGUCGAGGAAACGGAAGACCGUAACGGCUACGUCAAAAUGGUCCACGUCAUCAUCAGAUUCCAAGGUCUUAUCAAAAUGGUACUGUCUACGCAAAACCGUUAACGUUGACGGUGACUGUGAAGAAGACGAGGAGGAAUCCGAGACAUCGGGAUCCGAAUCCGAUGAAGAAAUUCGGAUCGCACAAAAUAGACGGUCAGGUUUAGAGGAACAAGACAAGAAAGGGACGCUAGUGAAUCUCGAUUCAGAGAAAGAGCUUGAGAUCGAGACGCUCCUCAAAGCCUCGGCUUACAUUUUGGGAGCCACUGGUUCGAGCAUAAUGUAUAAAGCGGUUCUUCAAGAUGGUACGGCUGUGGCGGUUCGACGCAUCGCUGAGUGCGGUUUAGACCGGUUCAGGGAUUUCGAGACUCAGGUUCGAGCCGUGGCCAAACUGGUUCAUCCGAACCUUGUUCGAAUACGAGGUUUCUAUUGGGGAUCCGACGAGAAGCUUGUUAUUUACGAUUUUGUCCCUAACGGCAGCCUCGCUAACGCCCGUUACAGGAAAGUGGGUUCCUCGCCUUGUCAUUUACCUUGGGAAGUUCGGCUCAAGAUAGCAAAAGGUAUAGCUCGUGGGCUAACAUUCAUACACGACAAGAAGCACGUGCACGGUAACCUCAAGCCUAGCAAUAUCCUUCUGGGCUUAGAUAUGGAGCCCAAAGUUGCAGAUUUCGGGCUUGAGAAACUUCUAAUUGGCGACAUGAGUUACCGAACUGGUGGAUCGGCUCCAAUAUUUGGAAGCAAGAGAUCUACGUCAUCUCAUGAUUUUGGGCCGAGUCCGAGCCCCAGUCCAAGUUCAGUUGGGUUACCUUACAAUGCGCCGGAAUCUCUCCGCAGCAUAAAACCAAAUUCAAAGUGGGACGUGUACUCAUUCGGAGUUAUUCUGCUUGAGUUAUUAACAGGAAAGAUCGUGGUAGUUGAUGAGCUUGGACAGGUUAAUGGGCUUGUGAUCGACGACGGUGAUCGGGCUAUGAGGAUGACGGACGCGGCUAUACGGGCUGAGUUAGAGGGCAAAGAAGAUGAUGUGUUGGCAUGUUUGAAAAUGGGCCUAGCUUGUGCUCUUCCAAUACCACAGAGAAGGCCCAGUAUCAAAGAGGCCUUACAAGUUAUCGAGAGAUUCCCUAGCCGACAGUAAUGAUAUUAUAUAAUUAAGACCAAGAAAAAGUUAAUAGCUUGACUGUGUGUACUUAGAGUUAGAUUGAUAGGCGGAUUUUAUGUUCUUUAAAUUAUCGUUUGGCUAUCUGAUUUUUUUAGUUUGUCUUCGGUUUUAUGAUUCAGUGACAAUAAUAUCUCUGGGCUAGUAACAAAUUUAUUCCUGUUGUGCGACAAAAAAAAAAUGCUAAAUAAAUGCCUUUCUUCU